GAGGUUGCGCUGAGCGAUGUGCGAGCAGGCGGCGCGGUACUGCCGGGCCGGCGUGCAGAGGCUGCUGCGGAAACCUGCGCCGGCGCUGCGCGGGCUGGACGGGCUCCUGCGCUGGGCGGCCGCCAGGAUGGGCGACAAGGGCCUCGCCGAGCGGGAGCUGCUCGCCCCGGGCGCCGCCGCCGCCGCCCAGAGGAAGGGCACCUCCGUCAUCCUCGAUAUUUUCAGAAGAGCUGACAAAAAUGACGAUGGGAAGCUGUCACUGGAGGAGUUCCAGGCCUUUUUUUCUGAUGGGACGCUCAACGAAGAAGAACUUGAGAAGCUCUUUCACACCAUUGACUCAGACAACACUAACAAUGUGGACACCAAGGAGCUGUGUGACUAUUUUGCUGACCACAUGGGAGACUAUGAAGACGUUUUGGCCUCUCUGGAGAUGCUGAACCUCUCCAUCCUGAAGGCAAUGGACUACACCAAGAGGGUGUACGAGAGCGGCACCAACGUGGAGCAGUUCGUGACCCGGUUCCUGCUGAAGGAGACAGCAAACCAGACCCAGUCCCUGCUGAGCUCCGUGGAGAGUGCUGUGGAUGCCAUCGACGAGCAGACCAACCCCAGCAGGCACUACCCCAGCAAGGCUGCCCAUGGCCUGAGUGAGCCCUGGUACGACAGCCCCGUGCCCAGCUACCCUCCCACCUCCUGGGUGGCCCCCAGGGAGCACGGCAAGAACCUCCAGGCUGGUUCCCCCGACACCAAGGCAGAGGGCUUGGAAGGGCAGAUCAACAGGCUGGCCAAGCUGAUUGGCAAGCUGGAGGACAAGACGCUGUGGUUCGACCUGCACCAGCGGCUGUCGGACAGCGAGAGCUCCGCCUGCACGUACCUGCUCCUGGUGCGGACCGAGAUGACGGUGUCGCACAAGCACCUGGGCGAGUUCUGCAGCUCCCUGAAGCAGUACCUGAAGAGCGUGGCCGGGGAGCGGGACUGCUUCCAUGUCACCGCGGUGAAGCUGCCUGAUGGGGUCACCUUCAUCGUCUACGAGUUCUGGGAGACCGAGGAGGACUGGAAGAGGCACCUGCAGAGUGCCACCUGCAAGGGCUUCCAGCACGUCAAGGUGGACACGCUGAGCCAGCCCGAGGCCGUGUCCAGCGUGGCAGUGCCAGCUGCCUGGUGCACCCUGAGCCGGGACUGACCGUCGGUGCCGGGGG
Molecule: messenger RNA, 1196 nt
Organism: Neopelma chrysocephalum (saffron-crested tyrant-manakin)
Lineage: Eukaryota; Metazoa; Chordata; Aves; Passeriformes; Pipridae
Gene: NECAB2
Product: N-terminal EF-hand calcium binding protein 2
Exons: 13
Coding region: 17-1180 (387 amino acids)
Biological process (GO): regulation of amyloid precursor protein biosynthetic process
Cellular component (GO): cytoplasm
Molecular function (GO): calcium ion binding
Source: RefSeq, a predicted model, not a curated record